Aspergillus sclerotioniger CBS 115572 is the source of this 1553-nucleotide messenger RNA. Its product is annotated as tyrosine-protein phosphatase. Bases 500 to 1336 code for a protein of 278 amino acids. The record is from RefSeq and is a predicted model, not a curated record. NCBI's taxonomy places the organism in Eukaryota, Fungi, Ascomycota, Eurotiomycetes, Eurotiales, Aspergillaceae. Gene Ontology annotation, biological process: dephosphorylation. Gene Ontology annotation, molecular function: phosphoprotein phosphatase activity. The transcript has a single exon.
UUCUAUCCAACCCCUCUCUUGCAACCAGCCACUAGGUAAAGCCCCACAAACCGGCCCUACCUUUUCCAAGGCAAGGACAACAAACUUCCGGGUUACACACAAACUCAAUGCCGCCCGAAACCUUGUGCCCGGAUCCUAGACCCUGGGAAACCCGGUUUCAAUUUCCUGCCAUACAUGUAUUGGGACUAUUUCGGUACCUGGAGUGCGAGCUAAGGCCGAGAACCUUGAUCGCGGAAGAACAGGGAUUGCGUGGUUAGAGGACUGGUUUGAUCCUGUAUGAAAUGGUGGAGGGAUUGGUUUAUGUUGGUUUUUGAGGGACUUGUGGGGCGUUUGUGUGUGGUAUGUGCGAUGGGUAUGUCAUUGGGUUGUCAUGAUAGUGAUGUUUGCGUGGUCUUGCUUCAGUUGCAGGGAGGAUCAUAUAAGUAAGUCCGGUCCUUGCAGGAUGUAUGGAAGUCAUGGUCGGACUUAUAUCUGCUUCGUAUAUUGAUUUCUAUUCAAAAUGUCUUGCUAUGAAGUGUUCCCCAGUAAUGACCUUCCAUAUCCUAUACACAGCAAAUUGCCCGUGAUCUCUGAUAUAGACGGUCUGUCGAACUUCCGCGACGUUGGGGGGUAUCCUGUGGCCGGUGGCGGAUCUAUCAGGAAGGGGAUGCUUUUCCGCUCAUCGAAUCUCGAUGAUAUCACGCAGUCUGGGGCUCAGAAGUUGCAAACUCGUCAUGGCGUUCAGGCUAUAUUUGAUUUGCGGUCUGGGGGUGAGAUUGUUGAAUCGAGUCGCUAUCUUUCCGCCAUCCCGGUUACACAUGUCCCGGCGCUUGCCGAUUUUGAUGAUGAUCAGAUAGUGGCCUAUUUGAAAGGUCUCGCGACGGAUGAUACGUCGGCUGUCACUGCAGAGUUGUAUCUUUGGAUUUGUGCCAUGUCAACGGUGGCGUUUCGCGCUGUUUUCACAUACUUGCGGGAUCAUCCAGGAUGUCCUGUUUUGAUUCACUGUGAGCUUGGAAAGGAUCGAACCGGGAUUUGCAUGGCUAUCAUUCUUCUGGUUUUGGAAGCGUCGGAUCAAGAUAUUACGCGAGAUUAUCAGCUUUCUGAGCAGGGAAUUAAGGGUAUGAUCCCUGGAAGACGGUUGAAGUUGUCCGAGUUGCCGCUGCUUGUUGAUUCUGCGGUCCCACCAGUCGCGCUUGACAGGCAUUUCUUGGUUUCUUCCGACACUAUGAGGCGGUUUUUGAUGCGAUUCAGGCAGACCUAUGGGAGCGGGGAGGGUUAUUUGCAGGCCAUUGGAUUUAGUUGUGUUGACUGCGAUGUCAUUCGCAGUAAUCUUGUCGCACAUCCCGUGCUCAAUUAGCAGUGAUGUAUGGUUAAAUCAAUUGAGCCGCUGAAAUCUUAGGUGGCCUGUUUCCUAGCAGACCCAUGAUGCUAUCUUUCUUCCCGGUGCCAUUUUGUCGACGUAAGGCCAUGUCAGAGAGACACAUCCAAAUCAAACCACUGUUCAUGCUCCGCAUGUCCCACAACGUAUGACAAGCGUGCCUGACGCUGAUCGGGAGCAACUGUCACAAACACGC